ACAAAUUAAUAAGAAACUUUAAUCUAAUCUUUCUGAAAAAUAAAUAUUCAAAGUUUCACUCGGUUUGAUAAAGUCAGCGUUAUUGAGUUAUUCCAGUGCAAUCUUACCCACGACAUGGAAGACAAAAUAGUUGUAUUAUUACUUAUUUUAAGUGGGUUUUCUGUAGUGUAUACACAAAGUUCUAACUAUCGCGAUGUAAAAAUAAAUCAAGGUGUUGUACGAGGUUAUAAACAGUCUGGUGAAAAUAUUUUUACCUUUCAAAGUAUACCUUAUGCUUCUGUACCAACUGGGCGUGACUUUUACAAGGCGCCAUUACCAGCACCUACGUGGAACGGAACGUUUGAAGCUACAGAUAAGAAAAUAGCGUGUCAUCAAGCUGGGGUAGGACUAAUUCCUAACGAUACUAAAAUUGAAGAACAAUGUCUUAUUGCUAAUAUAUAUACUCCUGACAGUUUAACAGAAAAAUUACCGGUAGUCGUUAUGGUUCAUGGAGGAGCCUUUUUAAUAGGUUAUGGAAAUGAUUUACAACCAAAAAACCUAGUUAAAAGUGGUAAAGUCAUAGCUGUAACAUUUAAUUAUCGGCUUGGGCCACAUGGAUUUCUAUGCUUAGGCACUGAUAUAGCUCCCGGAAAUGCUGGAAUAAAAGAUCAAGUAGCACUCCUACGAUGGGUACGAGAUAAUAUUGAACAUUUUGGAGGAAACCCUAACGAUGUCACAAUCUCUGGGUGUAGUGCUGGUUCUUCAUCUGUUGAUUUAUUAUUGAUUUCAAAGAUGGCAAAAGGUUUAUUUCACAAAGUGAUAGCUGGAAGUGGUGCUAACACAAAUGCCUUUAGCGUUCAAACAGAACCAAUAUAUAAUGCUAAACAAUUUGCUCAACUAUUAGGAUUCAAUAACACUAACGACAUAAAAGCUUUAGAAAACUUUUAUUUGGACACACCGUACGAGACAUUGCUAAGUUACUCAAACCACUUGCAUACGAGACGAGAUUCGGUGGUAUUAUUUUCACCGUGCAUUGAAAAAGAUAUAGGACAGGAGGUCUUCUUAGAAGAUAGCCCAGUGAAAAUAUUAGAAAGCAAAGAUUACGUAAUAGUCCCCAUGCUUUACGGUUUUUGCGACAUGGAAGGAUUAUUCCGAUUAAAUUUUUUUGAUAAUUGGAAAACUCUAAUGAAUGAAAAUUUUCUCGAGUUUUUACCGCCUGACUUGGGUAAUAGUUUAACAGAAAGAGAAACACUCGCCAAAGACAUUAAAAAAUUCUAUUUUGGUGACGAACAAGUCUCAGAAAGUAACAUUUUGAGGUACAUAGACUUCUUCACAGACGUUAUGUUCGGUUACGCGAUGCUAAGAUCUGCAAAGCUUCAAGUGGAGGCUGGAAAUAAUCAAUUGUAUCUUUACGAGUAUUCUUUUGCUGAUGAGAGCGUGGAUUUAAUUCCAAACACUAACAUAAGAGGUGCAACACAUUGUGCUCAAGAAGCUGCUGUUUUGGAUUUGCCCAAUGAAAAUGAAUUAUCACCUGAGUAUCAAUAUAUGAAAAAAGUUAUGCGGGAUUUAUGGUUGAACUUUGUAACAACUGGAGUUCCAGUUCCGCAUGGAUCUAAUUACACAGCGUGGCUACCUAUGUCGCUUCAGAGGUCUUACAUGUCCUUGAAUAGUACUUUAGAGUACAGAGAUGCUUGGAGGCCAGAAAGAGCUAAGUUUUGGGAUGAUUUGGUUAAAGAAUUUUACAAGUUUCCAUCACCAGCUAACCCCACAAAUUUUGGGUUUAGAUUUCAAAGUACUAUUUAUAUUUUAAAUGCAGCUGUAAUAUUGGUAUUAUUAACAUCUUAUGUCACGCACAAUCUUAUCAAUUACCUCUCCAACGAAUAUUAUUUAAAACUUCACUCAAUUGUUAAAUAUGCCAUUAUAAUGAUUGAAAAUAUGGUAGAAAGAAUAAUAAUUAUAGUAUUUGUUUUUAACAUUUCUAUAGUAGUCUCUGAAAUUACAAUUUAUCGAGAUGUAACAAUAAGUCAAGGUGUGGUCCGAGGUUAUAGACAGCCAGAAGAAAAUAUUUUUACUUUUGAAAAUAUUCCAUACGCUACUGUUCCAACAGGAUAUGAAUUUUAUUCGGCACCGUUACCACCACCAACGUGGAAUGGAACUUUUGAAGCAAUGGAUAAGAAAAUAAUUUGCCAACAACCUCGUCGAGAAAAUACUAAAGAUGCUAAUAUACAAGUACAAUGUCUCAUAGUGAAUAUAUUUGUACCCCAUGGGGAUAUCAAAAACUUACCCGUAGUCGUUUUUGUACACGGAGGAGCUUUUUUAUACGGGUUUGGUAAUUCACGAACUCCGAAGAAUUUAGUCAAAAGUGGUAAAGUUAUAGCAGUGACGUUUAAUUAUCGACUUGGGCCCCACGGAUUUUUAUGCCUUGGUACAAAAGCAGCUCCAGGAAACGCUGGAAUAAAAGAUCAAAUAGCACUACUACGAUGGAUACAAGACAACAUUGAAAAAUUUGGAGGAAAUCCAAGGGAUGUAACGAUUUCUGGAUGUAGUGCUGGUUCAGUCUCAGUAGACGUUUUAGCCGUUUCUAAGAUGGCAGAAGGACUAUUUCAUAAGGUGAUAGCAGGAAGUGGUUCUAAUAUUAAUGCUUUUAGUGUGCAAACAGAUCCAUUAGAGAAUGCUCGACUAUUUGCUCAAGAACUCGGUUUCCAUAACAUUAACGAUUUAGAAGCUUUGGAAUUUUUUUAUUUAGAGACACCCUAUGAAGUUUUGGUAAAUGGUUCAGUCCUAUUAUAUUCAAGAACUGAUUCAGUGGUAUUAUUUUCACCUUGCGUCGAAAAAGAUGUUGGACAGGAAAUGAGCUUAGAUGAAAGUCCUGUGAAAAUACUGUUGAGUAAAAAUUAUACAAAACUACCUAUGCUCUACGGAUUUUGUAAUAUGGAAGGACUUUUUCGAAUAAAUCAUUUUAAAGAAUGGAAAACACAGAUGAAUGAAAAUUUCCUUAAUUUUCUACCGCCCGACUUGGGUACAAGUAUAAAAAAAAGGAAAAUACUAGCAAAUGAUAUCAAAGAGUUCUAUUUUGGUAACGAGCCUGUAUCUGAUAUUAAUGUUUUGAAAUACAUAGAUUUCUUUACAGACGUUAUGUUUGGGUACGGAAUGCUUCGAUCUGCAAGACUUCAAUUAGAUGCAGGAAAUAAUCAAUUAUAUCUUUACGAGUACUCAUUUAUACACGAGAAUGACCCAUUUAUUCUUAAUACCACGAUAAAAGGUGCUACACAUUGUGCUCAGAACACUGCUGUUUUAGACGACCCUAAUGAAAAAACGUUAUCGAAUGAAUUUAAGAAAAUGAAGGUGGUUAUAAGAGAGCUGUGGUUAAAUUUUAUUACAACUGGAGCUCCAGUUCCACAAGGAUCGAGUUACCCUGCCUGGCCACCAAUGUCUCUUGAGAGGGCUUUUAUGUCGUUGAAUAGUACUUUAGAGUAUCGAGAUGCUCUUAAUCCAGAGAGUGUACAUUUCUGGGAUAAUAUUAUUAAGUAUCAUUACAUAUAUCCCAAACCACCUGAUCACUCAAGUAUAUCUUAAUUUGAAUUAUACAGACCUUUGUCAUAAUGUUAAUAAAACACUAAAUGAAAUUUU
Molecule: messenger RNA, 3609 nt
Organism: Pieris brassicae (large cabbage white)
Lineage: Eukaryota; Metazoa; Arthropoda; Insecta; Lepidoptera; Pieridae
Exons: 7
Coding region: 115-3555 (1146 amino acids)
Source: RefSeq, a predicted model, not a curated record